Molecule: messenger RNA, 5286 nt
Organism: Exophiala bonariae
Lineage: Eukaryota; Fungi; Ascomycota; Eurotiomycetes; Chaetothyriales; Herpotrichiellaceae
Exons: 3
Coding region: 1-5286 (1761 amino acids)
Biological process (GO): regulation of gene expression; establishment of mitotic sister chromatid cohesion; replication-born double-strand break repair via sister chromatid exchange
Cellular component (GO): Scc2-Scc4 cohesin loading complex
Molecular function (GO): chromatin binding
Source: RefSeq, a predicted model, not a curated record
AUGGACGAUAAGAGCACCAUUGAGGUGGUCAUUCCACAGCGGCAUCAUAACCGCCCUAUACCAAGGCAACUCACGGUGGAUGAGGCUCUGCAAUUUACGCCCAUGACAACCUCUGUACUGCCUGCGCAUGACCGUAUCCCUAUUCCACAACUUAGUCGGUCGCAAAACUUUCGGCUGACAACUCCCGCUGAGCGACAGUCUGUAUACCGCAAUGAGUUCUGCAAUCCCAAAGUGAAGGAGAGACUGGCAGUACUGUUGGAUCCAAGCAGACUUUCCGAGAUUAAAUUCAAGCGAUCUCCAGUCCGAAGUGAAUCAAAAGUGACCCUGGAUCUCAAUCCUAUACAAAAAAUGGUUUUAAGAAAGACAAAGAUUGACUAUGCCUACCCCUCUUCAACACCCGUCAAGAUUGACGACGCCUACCCUACUGUCAAGUCUUAUCAAAAAAAACCAAUAGCAACUCCUAAGAUUGAUCGGACUGCUUCAAAGGCUACACUGGAUCCUGGUUUGAGUGUGGAGAUCCCUCAGAUGCCUUCCUCUUUUCAACGAGAUGAGUAUGCGCCCGUGACUGAGUCACCCAAACAUCGCAAGUCGAAUGAGUCCAAGAUGAAUCCAAAUGUCGCUCUCGCCAUCAGCUCCAAGAGGGAGAAAGACACACUACUCUUAGCAUCCUUCGAAAACCAGCUAUUGGAGAUUUUCGAAGCGCAAGAUCGACUGGCUCCUGAUACAUCUGCUAUCGCCGUGAACCACGACCGAGCUGUAUUUGAUUUCGCCGAUGACGAGGACGACUCAGAACCGCGUCUGUCACUACAGAUUCAAGACAAAAUCCAAGUCUCCCUCAACCAUUUGGUCUCGUCAUCUCGGUUGGUGGAUGCCUCAGCUGAGUAUCUACGACGAUUACAAUUAAUCUGUGAGCCCGCGGUAGAGGUAGCACAGGCUGUCAACCUGAGAGUCCAACCCGAUUCAUCAGAGGAAGAUAUCAAAAUCUGGUUAUCAAGGCUUCGCAAGGCAGAAAGUGGUGCUAUUUCGGCCUGUACUUUCAUCUACGUUGUACUUGGUAAUCCUCAAAAGGAGGAACUUGUGAACCUUGAAGUCUUGCAAUGGCUUCCGAAUGUGAUGGUGAACAUAUUUGAGAACUGUAUCAUUCCAAUCGUUGAGUCUCGCCCCGAGGGUCAAAACAGUCAUUUGUUCGACUUGGCAUCACGUAACCCCGAUCCUGUGAAGAGACUUCUCGAUGCUGGACGAAAACUACUGGAUCUUGUUGCACGAGUCUGCAUCCAAAUCAAAGGCGCCGGAUCCAUUGUCAAUGCGACCGAUUUCAUGGCCUCCAGGCUCAUCUUUGUCCAAAACGCUUUCAAUGACAAGACUUCUGCCAUAGGAUCUCAGACCUAUGAGCGAGUUCGAAAGCAGGCAAUGGCAGCACUUGCCAAACUCUAUGCCGCAUUUCCAGCUGAGAGACACGCCAUCUUAGAUGAAGUCCUGACAUCCUUGGAUAAACUACCGUCAAAUAGCAGAAGCGCCAGACAAUAUAAGUUGGGCAACGGCAAAAGUAUCCAGCUUGUAUCUGCUCUUUUCAUGCAGCUCGUGCAAACCCCAGCAAUGUCUACGGGCAAGAAGCAAAAUCAGAAAAAGCCUCGCCACCGCAAAAACCGUGCUCGUGAUGCUGAUAGUUCUGAAGAUGAGGAGUCAACGAGCGAUUCAGAAAACGAAGGAGCGACCAAGGUUGACUAUGACCCCUUGUCAAAGCUUGGUCGGCUCUCCGAAUCGCUGUUUGAUGACGCUUUCAAGAGUGCACAGCAAAUUGUUGGCUGGAUGGUUGACAAAGCUUCCAAAGUGACCAAGACCGGAGAUUCGCCUUACAGGAAUAUCCUCGACCUUUUCGUUGAAGAUCUCACCGUGGUGCUCACUUAUACGGAGUGGCCUGCAUCAGAAUUACUUCUUACGGUCCUUGCAGUUCGUAUGAUCAGUCUCGCCAAGAACGACAAGGCUGCAUCGACAAAGAACAUGGCUCUGGAAUCCUUGGGAGUCAUGGGAUCAGCUAUUUCCGUGACAAGAGCAUCUGCAAGGGCCUCGCUGGCAUCGAUUUUGCACAAUUCGGGAGAGUCAAAUCCCUCAGUAAUAGCUAGCGACCUUUCGGGGCUCGUGAAGGAUCGAGCCCAUUUCCUACUACAGAACGACGAACUGAUCCCAGACAACGGUCCUUUCUCCAUCGUCCGGUCUUACUUAAGUUCGAAGGCCGGUGAAAGUUUGAGAACUCGAUCUGCAAGAGCAUACUUCCUCGUUCAAUACGCAGCCAUGGUUUCUCGAACACUGAAAGGACCCGUCAAGCAAGGGGACGAAGGUCAGCAGGUGCAGGAACUCAACACUACAAUCGACUCGCUUCUACAGCAACUUUCCGCACCGGACGAGUCUGGAGAUUCAUAUGAUCAUGAUCGACAAGUAACGCCCCAGGAAGCACAAUUGGCGUAUAUGCUUUGCAUUCUUAACAUGCGAUUCUGUCGACGAUUUCCAGAAAUUGCCAAAACACUUGCCUCGUCACUCUCCAGCGAUCAAGCACAGGUUCGAAGCCGUAGCUUAAAAAGUGUUGUCACUAUCCUAGAGACCGAUUCCAGCCUUCUAGACUGGGACCCCACCAUUGCAGACGACGUCUUCAGAUGCGCCUCAGACGAUUCUUCUUUGGUUCGAGAUUCAGCCUUAUCUCUCAUCGCCAAAUUCAUCGUACCUCGGCCAGCGCUCGAGCAAAAGGCGUUCAAGCGAUUAUUGGCCUGUGCUGGGGAUGGGAAUGUGGGGGUGCAGAAACGAUCCAUUGGCCACCUGAAAGAUAUUUAUCUUAAGGAGUCCAGGGUCAAUGUCAAAACAACUAUUGCCACUGAAUUUCUCCGACGGACUUCAGAUCUUGAGGCAUCGGUGGCUGAAUUAGCAAGAAAGACACUGACGGAUGUCUGGAUUGUUCCGAAGUUGGCGCUAUUGUCUUCUACGGGUGAGUCCGCUCACGCGGAAGUUGCCAUCGAUGACCUGAAAGCACACAUUGUGUCGUGUACCAGUCAAGAUACUGUCGGGCUGGGUCCCAUUCUCAAGGACUUUCUGGUAUGGAAGCUCAAAGAUUCCAAAAAUGCCGAACAGGUGCAACAGCUUUAUGCUCGUAUUGUCAAAAACCUCCUUGAGAUGGCGAAUGGUUCAGAAGCUGGUCCAGCAGAAUUGACCACCUUGGUGGCUUUCGCAGAAGCUCGCCCUCAAACAAUCGUUCCUGGGGACUUGGCAGGCUUGAAAAGCUAUCUGAAGGACUUGUCACAGUCUGAUGAUCUCUUGAAGUUCCGAUCUGUGGUGGCCAUCUUCCGCUGUGUUCUGCCACAUUUGUCAAGCACCCAGAGCCAACUUUUACUGGAUGUUCAACUGGACCUGAUGAAGGCUGGCCCCAAAGUAGUUCGACGUGAGGAUUUGGAAGAAGUCAUGUCCUGCUUGAGAAGCAUUGAUGGAGUUUUACACAACACAACCAAGCUUGUGGUCUUUGCAAUCUCUAUUCUCCAGAAUGUUCUUCGGCCCCAACUUCCGGCACAGCUUCGAGAAAAACUGAUGAAGGAAAAUCCAGAGGCAGUCGCAACUAGAGAGAACGGAACACGAACCAAGAUGCUGCGCCUAAUCGGGACGAUUACGAAAUAUAUCGACUUUGAGCAGCACCCGCAUGAAUUCCGACAAAAGUUCCCAAGCUUCAAAGCCGGCUCUGUGGCGGGGUUCAUUGCAGAUUCGAUUGUGCCCUUUACUUUCAAGGAUGUUGCCAUGGAGGUCAGGGCAAAGGCAUUGGAAGGCUUGGGCUCUAUCUGUCAAGCAUGGCCAGGACAAUUCAACAAGAAACAUAUCCGAGAAAGCUUCUUUCAAAUCCUGGACGGCUCCUCACUCAAGUCUGUAUCCGAGGCGGACAUUCUGAAAAUGCAAAUUGUGGUUCUUGGCAUCUUUGCAGAGCUGUAUGCGACUCGUGCCGGCGCAAAGGCCGAGCUAGACAAGGCGGAGGGUGAGAGUGAGGUGCAAGCCCUGAAAAAUAUUGGUGGCACGACCAAAGCCCGAGAAGAUGACAGCGCCAUCUCAACCAUCACCAAUCCACUGGUUGAUCAUCUCUUACGCAUUGCGAUGUCAGAAAAGGGAGAGAAAGCUUUGCUUGCAGCUCAAGCCCUUGCGAGCAUCGACCAUCAAGGUAUGACUCACCCUAAACAGAGCACUGCGGCAUUUGUGGCUCUUGAGACGAGUCCAGAACUGCGGGUGUCGAGUGUGGCCAAGACGGCCCAUGAACAUCUCCAUCAGCAACAUGAAUCGGUAUGUGAGAGAGAAUACAUCCACGCCGUAUACGAGGCGUUCAGAUACCAGAACGAGGUGUUUCAAGACCCCCGUGGUGCAACAGCGCCUGCGUUCAAAGCCAAACUUUCGCCUGCCUUUACCAUUAUCAGCACCAGUGGCUCAAAAUAUGUGAAGAAGUUCCUCAGCAGUUUGAUAUCCAAACUCAAUACGGAGCAUUCGAAGUUGAAUAUUGGAGAAUCGGAAGUCCCGUCACAUCUUCUGUUUGUGCUGUUUGUCACCCAAAAUCUGGCAUUCUUCGAAUACAAAAAGAUGGAGGAAUUGCUGCAUACAGUAUUACAACUCGAGUUGGCUUUUGGCAAGAACGGAGGAGAGUUAGCUCAAGCCAUUGAAACUCAUAUUGCACCUGCAGCGCCUGUCGCCCCCGUCACAGUACCGAUGGAAGUCAAUGGCGAAAUGGAAAUGGCAGAACAAACGGCUAUUGUUAAGCCAGAAGAGCCGCCGAUCGAUCCUGUCUUAUUGAGACAGCUUUCCGUGGCAGCAUGUGCAAUGACAUUGGUUUCCGAGGCGAGGAAUUUCUUGAAACGACAAUACGGCAUAUCUCGCGAUGUGAAGCUGGCAAUGCAGCAACAGAAACAAACGAAAGACGCGACGAAAGAACCAGUCAGAGUUCACGGCAUCACUGGUGAACGAUUUUGGACCAACAGCAACUCGGUGCUGGCAUCGUUGGAGAGCACCGAGGCUAUGCUGGCAAGAUGCCGAGAAUUUGUGACAUUGGUGGCAAUCGAUGAUGAGGUCAAGAUUGCAGAAGAUGAGGGCGAAGGUUACGCAGUCGACAAUGGGUAUGAAGCCAGUGUGCCUGCCCCUCGUGGAAAGAAGAGGAAAAGUACAGGCUCAAUCGGCGGUACACCCAAGAGACCACGGGGCAGACCGCCAAAGAAUGGUCGACGCUCUUCAAGUAUAUCAUCGCAUGAGGACCCGGAUGCAGAUUUUGCAGGUUAA